Cylicocyclus nassatus is the source of this 618-nucleotide messenger RNA. The record is from the annotation of a GenBank genome assembly. NCBI's taxonomy places the organism in Eukaryota, Metazoa, Nematoda, Chromadorea, Rhabditida, Strongylidae.
AUGGGACUGCCAGUACUCAUGAGUUCAUCGCUGCCGACCUGCACAUCAUCCGCUGCUUUCAACGUACCAGUCGCUACCGAGGAUGCGGAAGCCGUUCAUAAUUAUGAGAGGAAUUGUCAUGCUCAUAUCGCCGCACCAGGUGACUACCUACAGUCAUCUUUCAGCAAUCCGGCGAAUAUGUGCUAUGCAUCCAAAUCCACCACUUCUAACCCGUACAUGCAAUAUCAGAUGGCAGCUGGAGCCCAUCUGGCGUACUUCAACACCAUUAUGCGCACAAACCAAACCACUAAAGAUUGCAGCAUAACUCUUCGAUCACAGCAGCACAGAAGAAAGCCGCGAGUUCUGUUUACACAGCGCCAAGUGAACGAGCUGGAAGAGCGUUUCAAAAAGCAACGCUACGUAACCGCAAGCGAAAGGGAGGAGCUAGCUAACAUAUUAGGGCUAAGUGCCACUCAGGUGAAAAUUUGGUUCCAAAACAGAAGGUACAAGUGCAAAAGACUGGCACAGGACAGAACCUUGCAGCUUAGCCAACUUCCUUUUAAUCCUGUAGUUAUUCGCUUCGGCUAUGCCAUUCGGCUUCAACUGCAUCAGCAAGGAUUAGAAGAAGAUGAAAGUUGA